UUUUUCAAAACAACAACAAAAUCCAACACGCGCGCAGAUUUUCAAAACAGCAACGGGACUUGCAAGCGGCGGAUUUUCUCCCUGGGAAUGUUCAAUUACUACCGAUCCCGUUCGUAAUCCGCAACAAUGAACCACGCGCUCCGUCCCGUCCCAAAGCCGAAAAAGUUCACCCCGCCGGUUCUCACGAACGUCGACCCGUUACCCACCGGACCAGUCGCGAUCGGAUUGUUUACCGGGCUUUCCGUCGAGGUGUGCGAUCCGGCCGCGAUGGCACACCUCUCGCUGGACGGAGGAUUCGGCCAGGGCACGUCGUCGCGUUCGUUUCCCAAGGUGGUUGCGCGAACCGGUCGAAAUGUGGGAAGGGUGAGGAGGAAUCCUUCGGGAGUGGUUCACCGGAGGCAGGUCGAGAGGCGCCGGGAAUGGGCGGGGAAGUUUGGUUCCGUUGAGGGGAGUGGGGAGACGGUGUGGGUUAUGGAGGAAGAUGAGGAAAAGUUGGUUGAGGUGGGGGCGGUUUCGGUGGAGGAGUUGAAGAGGAAUGCGUUGAAGGUUGAGGAAGAUCCGUUUAUGAUCCGGGAGAAUUUGAGCUUGUCGUUGGAGGAAGCAAUGUUCCUGGUGAGGGAGCUUGAUGUUCUAAAAGUGCAAUCCUUUGAUGGGUCUGUGUUUACGGAGAAGAAUCUGGUUGAAAAGUUUGCUGCAAUCAAAAAGGAUUUCAUUCCUUCGUAUGCUGCAUUUAUGUAUUUAAAAUCAAGAAAUUGGAUCAUCCGGAGUGGACUCAAAUUUGGCGGGGACUUUCUUCUCUACCAGAAAGGACCACAAUUCUUUCAUGCUUCCUACAUCGUGCUUAUUCAAACGUAUCAGAGUGGGAAGAUUCUAACAACAUCCGGUCGUAAUCUGGAGAACUACGACUUCCAGUGCUUCAACCGUAUUGCAGAAACCACCGCCAAAGAUCUACUCAUCCUGGAAGUUCACUAUCCGGAAGGACUAGAUCCCGCAGAUCCUCACGAGUGCCUUCGCCGCUUGAAUGAGUUCCGAGUUGGCGAAGUGUUCCCGAAGCACCACAACUACGUGGCCACCCGGACCGGCUAACAGGUACAUAACUCCUAAACAACCCAAAAUUCCGUUAAAAAAAGCUGUGAAAACAAUAUUUAUUGCAAUAAUAAGAACAAUCUUCAUUACUGAG
Molecule: messenger RNA, 1180 nt
Organism: Culex pipiens pallens (northern house mosquito)
Lineage: Eukaryota; Metazoa; Arthropoda; Insecta; Diptera; Culicidae
Gene: Tsen2
Product: tRNA-splicing endonuclease subunit Sen2
Exons: 2
Coding region: 127-1086 (319 amino acids)
Biological process (GO): tRNA-type intron splice site recognition and cleavage; tRNA splicing, via endonucleolytic cleavage and ligation
Cellular component (GO): tRNA-intron endonuclease complex
Molecular function (GO): tRNA-intron lyase activity; nucleic acid binding
Source: RefSeq, a predicted model, not a curated record